AUGAAGAAUAUUUUCAAAGGCAAAGAUGACAGAGCCAAGAAGUCCACGCCUGAGCCUAUCCCAGCCAAAGUCCCAUCUAAACCACCUGACAAAGGUAAAGCUGAACCUAAGGAAAUGCAACAGGAAAGGACCAAAAAGGUAUGAGCUGUUUUAUGAUUAUUCUUAUCUGAUUAUUUUGCCCAAAAAAGGUUAAAUUUUGAUUCGUAUUUAUUUUACUGAGUUAAUAUUAUGUUUUCAUGCUAUUUUAGGUCUGGUACGUUUGGUCUUACAUUAUUCUUUUCUUUAAAUUUUUGAAAAAUUAGGUAACAAAAUUUUUAUCCUUUAGGUAAGAGCCUGGUUGAUGUCAAUAGUGGACCGCCUAACCCUGAAAUGGACUCCAGAAUCCAGUCAGACUUUGUUCAAGAACGAAGAACUGAUAGAACUGUGCUAUCGUGCACGAGAGACCUUCUGGAUGGAGAACUCUAUGAUAACAUGCAAAAGCCCCAUCAGCAUCGUCGGCGACAUCCAUGGCCAAUUCCAGGAUCUGUUGGCCAUGUUUCGACUGGUCGGUUUCCCACCCAAUCGACAGUUCGUGUUCCUGGGUGAUUACGUUGAUCGAGGACCAUUUUCAAUCGAAGUGAUAACAUUACUGUAUGCUUACAAGGUACUGUACCCCGAUCAGAUUACGUUGCUACGAGGGAAUCACGAAAGUCGACCGGUCAAUAUGCAGUAUGGGUUCUUUUUUGAAUGUAAGAAGAGGUAUUCUAUCGAGCUGUAUGAGGUGUUUCAAUACGCAUUUUACUGUAUGCCAUUCUGUGCACUGGUCGAUAAUUGUGUGUUGUGUAUGCACGGUGGGAUCAGCGAGGAUUUGAGGGAGUUUAAUCAGGUAAUUGGUCAUGGUUUAUAUUGCCUUUGGCUUGAUUUUUGAAAUUUCAAAAAGUUUUAUUAAGUUUUAAAAUUUUUAAGUAAAAAACUAAUUUAAAAAUUUUUGAUUUCUUCAGAUGAAGCGAAUCGACCGCCCCUGUGACAUCCCCGACCUCGGGAUCCUAGCCGACUUGACCUGGGCAGAUCCCGACCCCGAGAUCCAGAUGUACGAAGACUCUCCUCGCGGCGCAGCUCGCGUAUUCGGCGAAGAAGCCCUGGAGUCAUUUUGCAAACAACUAGGCUUAGAGAUGAUAGUUAGAGCUCAUCAAGUCGUCAACGAUGGCUACGAGUUCUUCUGCAACAGGAGGUUGUGCACAAUAUUCUCAGCACCGUUCUAUUGUGGUCAGUUUGAUAACACGGCCGCUGUUAUGAACAUUGAAAAGGGAUUGGUAGGCCUAUAUUUGAGCAUUAUGUUAAAUUUUAUGUUUGAAAUGAACCUUAGGUAAUAGUUUUUGAUAAUAUUAUUGAUUUGUCAUUGUAGGACAUAACUUUCACCCUCUACCGACCACAGAAGCCAGACAAAAAGAAGAGGAAGAAGAAGACCAAGUAG
Messenger RNA from Bursaphelenchus okinawaensis, 1453 nucleotides. NCBI's taxonomy places the organism in Eukaryota, Metazoa, Nematoda, Chromadorea, Rhabditida, Aphelenchoididae. The record is from the annotation of a GenBank genome assembly.